UAUCCCCAGCCUUGAUGAAACCCUUCCAGGAUAACAGCGAGAAGCCGCAGCGAGCCGAAAACGAAGAAGGAAACCGCAGCAGCCAUGACGACCCUCCCGGCGCCGGGGCCUCCCUGCUCCUCCUCUCAAUCGUCUGUGCUGCUCACCCCCAACACUUACUGCUGGAAGCCGGCGCCAAGAGCGGCCUUCCGUGCAUCGGCGGCGGCGGCGGCACGACGGACGCUCUCCUCCGGGUGGGACCUGUCCGGGCUGUCGGCAGCCCGACCGGCAGCUAGAAAGGCCCGCCUUGAAGAGCUGGACACCAGCAACAUGCUCCUUCGUCAGCGCAUCAUCUUUCUGGGUUCCCCGGUGGAUGAUAUGAGUGCUGAUCUUAUCAUCAGUCAACUCUUAUUGUUGGAUGCAGAGGACCAAACAAAGGACAUCAAGUUGUUUAUUAACUCACCUGGAGGCUCCAUAACAGCAGGAAUGGGAAUUUAUGAUGCCAUGAAAUUUUGCAAGUCUGACAUCUCAACUGUUUGCUUUGGAUUGGCUGCUUCCAUGGGUGCAUUUUUGUUAGCUUCUGGGACAAAGGGAAAGAGAUUUUGCAUGCCAAAUGCAAGAGUUAUGAUUCAUCAGCCAUCAGGGGGAGCUGGUGGGAAGGCCACAGAGAUGGGAUUGCAGAUAAGAGAAAUGCUGUACGAGAAGAUAAAGAUCAAUAAGAUAAUGUCAAGAAUCACUGGAAAGCCUGAAGCGCAGAUCGACGAGGACACAAAGUUUGACUAUUUCAUGAGUCCUUGGGAGGCUAAGGAUUACGGGAUAGUUGACAGCAUUAUAGAUGAGGGGAAAUUGGGGUUGGUUGCUCCAAUGGCGGGAGCCGUGCCACCUCCGAAAUCGCGCGUGUGGUACUUGUGGAAUGCUUCAGGACCAACUAGAAAAAUAAUGAAAAACCUACCUUCAGAGGAAAAGCUCAUCCGGAAUGGUAAUGGCAGGGUAAGUGGAAACGAUGGAAAGCUCAAGCAGGCCUCAGCAACCUGAGACAUAGCCUGUACAAGGCGGUGGUUCCUCACUGCUCUACCGUCAAGCUAUGCUGAGCUCUGACUGUUGCAUAGCCUAGGUCGGCACUGUCAUCAUAUCCUCGCUGUAAGCUGUUGUUAAAUUUGUAAGCUAGAAUGUUCCGGUGAUGCGACAGAUAAUAAAUGGGGACAGAGAAUAAUGUUGAACAUAUUCUUUGGUCUCGAUUUUGAGCGAUGCUAUGCUUACUAUGCAUAUUGGUACGAAGUUGUAUCC
Brachypodium distachyon (stiff brome) is the source of this 1266-nucleotide messenger RNA. Its product is annotated as ATP-dependent Clp protease proteolytic subunit 3, chloroplastic. Gene Ontology annotation, cellular component: endopeptidase Clp complex. NCBI's taxonomy places the organism in Eukaryota, Viridiplantae, Streptophyta, Magnoliopsida, Poales, Poaceae. The record is from RefSeq and is a predicted model, not a curated record. Bases 85 to 1014 code for a protein of 309 amino acids. Gene Ontology annotation, molecular function: ATPase binding; serine-type endopeptidase activity; ATP-dependent peptidase activity. Gene Ontology annotation, biological process: protein quality control for misfolded or incompletely synthesized proteins. The transcript is spliced from 5 exons.